Cladocopium goreaui is the source of this 619-nucleotide messenger RNA. NCBI's taxonomy places the organism in Eukaryota, Dinophyceae, Suessiales, Symbiodiniaceae. The record is from the annotation of a GenBank genome assembly.
CUAAUCCUUGUCCCCGCUCAAAGCCUGUCACGAUUGGCAGCGCCUGCCGGCGCCUGUUGCCUACAAAUCUGCUUUUGCCAUGGUGGUGUUGAUGCUCGCGAGGCUUCCCAUAGGGAAGUUGGCCUUGCUGGGCAUUCGGCAGGCUGCACGGCCAGUGGCCAAGGUCACAAUGGCAGCAGCGGAACGAAGCAAGACGUUUCAGGAAUGUUGCGUAUCUGCUUCUCGACUGAUGCAGACAGAUCGAUUGAAACUCCCUCAUGAUCAAGCAGUUCAGGCUGGAUGUACCAUGUUGGGUGAAGCCGUAGUCUUCGGUGUCAGCGCAACGGCGCUGAUCUACGAAUACCACCGUUCCAAAGACGCAGAAAGACAGCGUCAGGAAGACGCACGAGAGGAGGUGCGAAGGGAGGCGCUGACCCACCAUGCCGAGUUGCGUGCCCGGCUGGCCUUGUUAGAGCACGAGAUCAAAGGUCAACGGGAAGAGAUGGCCGCAGUGCGUGCGGAGGUGGCACGUCCCAAGCGCAACGCUUCUCCCGUUCGUGGAGACAAGUACAAGCGAGGAAAAUCUGGAGCAGCCUUAUCCAAUUAAAUAUAAAAUGAUAUAAAAAUAUCAAAAAAAAAU